Molecule: messenger RNA, 438 nt
Organism: Seminavis robusta
Lineage: Eukaryota; Bacillariophyta; Bacillariophyceae; Naviculales; Naviculaceae
Source: the annotation of a GenBank genome assembly
AUGCCACCGGUGCCUUGUCCCCCAGGGCAGCCACUGUUUGCCCCUCCCAUUUUGGCCACGUCCAUUCUGAUCGAAGAGCAUGACCAUAGCCACCGUGAUGAUCACGAUGAUCCCAUGGAUGAAGAUGGCAGUGCUCCGGUCGUGCAACGGCGGUGCUCUGCUCCCGAAGCCAGCAGCACUGGCCAUUCGUUUUCCUCACAGGACUGCGUCAAGAGUUGCAAGGGUGAAACGGGAAACCUAGGGCACAUGUUCUGUGAGACCAAGCGCACUGCCAUGCGGCAAAAGUUGCACAGUCGAGACUACAGACUCUCAAGCGAUGAGAUGGUCUUUGUAGAAGCCGCCGUGAAGCUUUCUAAAGGGUUUGCGCCACCCGCUUUCGCACCAUUGACCUUGUCCAAACCAUCAUUGCCGCACCACGUCAUCCAAGGACGCUUCUGA